GGAAGGGGCUAGGAGCAGGGAGUGUCCUGGGAAGCUGUCCGGAGCCCUGUGCUGCUGUCUGCGGCUGGAGGCCGAUGUUCUGGGUCCAGGUGCUCGUGCCUGGCCUGGUAGCCCCAUUCCUGCUCGGGGCCAUCCUCAUCUACUUGUAUUGGCGCUGCCAGCCGCAAAAUCUGGUGGUUCUGGCAGACAAAGCUGGCACGGAGGCCCUGAGCCCACCACAGACCUCCCACCUGUCAGCCCCGGACAGCGCCCAUGCCCUCCUCGCACCCCCUGGCCCCCUCCAGACCCAGGAGGGGCCCCAUCAGCAGGUGCCACAGUCCUGGGUCCAGCUGCCCAGCCCAGCUCUUGGCUCUCCUCCGGCGCCCCCCCUCUCGCCGGCGCCCUCUGCAGGCUCUCCGGCCGCCAUGCUCCAGCCGGGUCCGCAGCUGUACGACAUCAUGGAUGCAGUCCCUGCGCGGCGUUGGAAGGAGUUCGUGCGCACUCUCGGGCUGCGCGAGGCGGAAAUCGAGGCCGUGGAGGUGGAGAUCGGCCGCUUCCGUGACCAGCAGUACGAGAUGCUCAAGCGCUGGCGCCAGCAGCAGCCCGCGGGCCUGGGCGCCGUCUACGCGGCCCUGGAGCGCAUGGGGCUGGACGGCUGCGCUGAGGACCUGCGCCACCGCCUGCAGCUCAGUCCGUGACGCGGCCGGGGGUGGGGUGGGGUGCUCCUGCAGCUUUAGCGCUCGGGUGACCCCGGCCAAAGCCCUAAGUACGGUUACUUAUGCAUGUAGACAUUUUAUGUCACUUACUGAGGCCUCCGAGGGCCCCGCGUAGCAGCGCCCGCCGCCCUUGACCUGCCCGAGCCGGCCGCACAGGCCAGAGCGAGUGGUGGUGGUGGGGGGGGCUGUAAGGUCGCCCCGCUGCUCUCUUGGCCCGAGUGGGGCUGGUACUGUGGUAUUAAAUCUGUGAAGACAAGUGGCUUCCUGGUGGUUCUGGCGGCUUGGGGCACGAAGUGGCCCAGGCUUCAGGCGCCGCCCCCCGCCUGCCCUCUGGGGCCAAGGUGGAGCCCAGCGCCACCCUGCGGCCCGGAU
This is a messenger RNA of Heterocephalus glaber (naked mole-rat), 1067 nucleotides long. The record is from RefSeq and is a predicted model, not a curated record. NCBI's taxonomy places the organism in Eukaryota, Metazoa, Chordata, Mammalia, Rodentia, Bathyergidae.